CUCCUUACAUCAAUUCUUUCAACGCUACAACCCGAUCAUUGGAUAUCUCACCAUGUCGCGCCCGUCAUCCAUGGCCCAGCGCCCGCUGACACUUACGGAAGAGCUCGAGAAGCUGGAGCAAUCAAUCACGCUCACCCUGCAGGAGAUCGACCACAACUUCAGUCAAGCCCAUCGUAUCGUCACAACCAGUGUUCUACCCCUGAUCGAACAAUAUUCAGAGAGCUCCCGCGACGUCUGGGAAGGUGCCAAGUUCUGGAAGCAAUUCUUCGAAGCCAGCGCCAACGUCUCCCUCUCGGGCUACGAAGAGAAACCUGAAGACACCACCACAACGCUACAAGAGGAAUCGGACCAGUCUCUCACCGCGCAACAAGACGAAUCGCACCUCAGCCACGACGACCACCGCGAGCACGAACCUGAAUUGGAGUUGACAGCCCUCAGUCUCUCCUCCCACAGCACCCCGCGCCCCUACGCAUCUCACCACCACCACCACCAGCACGGCAGCCAACAAGCUAACGACACAACCGUCACCUCCUCCAUCGCGCACCCCUCCCCAUCCCCCUACGACCUCCACCCCGACUCCCUGCCCCUUGACAGUGAUACCCGCGACCUCGCCCGCGCCGCCGAACUCGCCGACGCAGAAAACGAGGACUCCUUCCUCCCCACUACCCCAGGCAAAUACUCCGCCUCGGCCUCGGCCUCGCGCACCUACCGCCCCACCCAACAACAGCAGCAGCAACAACAACAACAAUACCCCUACCACCACGACGAAUCCCACACCCCACUCUCCUCCUCGCCCUUCAUCCCGCCCGCCCCCACAACCACCCACGAAGCUUACGAAAACAACGACGAUGUUGAUGAUGAUGUUCACGAAGACCCCAUCCUGCACCGCUUCCACGACAAGACCUACCGCGUGCAAGCCACCCCCCUCUCCAAGAAGCGGCAACCACUCAAACACUACCUCUCCACCUCCAAAUCCAUCAAAUUCACCAAUCCCAUGUUCAACUCCACCACCCCGCAAAAGCCCCCCACCAAGAAAUCCAAAUACUCCUUCGACUCCUCCCCGAUCUCCAGCCCGGAGCCCGAGGCCCCGCAACUCCACGCCGAGAUCUUCGACUCCCCCAUGAAAGGAGGCGGGGCCGCCGCCGCGGCCCAAACGCCCAACACUGGCCGCAAGCGCCAGCCGAGCGCCCACCACCCUUACUAUUCCCGCGUGACCCCCAAGCCCGGCAUGAGUGUCCUCACCCCAAUGAAGGGUGGGACCGGUCGGCCGGGUAGCGCGGGAGGAGGGUGGGAUAGCGACGAUGAUGCUCUCGGUGGUAUUGGUGGUCGCUACGGCGGCGGCGGCGCGGCGUUCAGCGACGAGGACGAGGAUCUGGGUCCCAGCCCUCCGAAGACGAUGCAGUUCCAUAUUCCGCAGAGUCGGUUGAUGAAAACUCCUGCAAAAGAAGCGUCCAAGCGGAUCGUGGAAGACUUGUUGUUCACCGCCGGAGCGAACGAUACCACGGAUGAUAUCGUGGAGGAGCAGAGUCCGAGCGUGAUCCGCCGGGUGGAGAAGCUCGAGGAUGAGACUUUCUAGAGCAGAAUCCACCUUCGCUGGUAAUGGCCAGAUGGCGGUUUGUGCUACAGAGACAAGACCUCUCAUGCUGUACCUACUGUAUAUAUCAACCCAAAUCAUCUCGCGUUUCGUCGCGGGAUAAUUCCCCUUUCAG
This is a messenger RNA of Aspergillus brunneoviolaceus CBS 621.78, 1709 nucleotides long. Its product is annotated as DASH complex subunit ASK1. Gene Ontology annotation, cellular component: mitotic spindle; DASH complex; mitotic spindle pole body. The record is from RefSeq and is a predicted model, not a curated record. The coding region runs from base 53 to 1576 and encodes 507 amino acids. NCBI's taxonomy places the organism in Eukaryota, Fungi, Ascomycota, Eurotiomycetes, Eurotiales, Aspergillaceae. The transcript has 4 exons. Gene Ontology annotation, biological process: attachment of spindle microtubules to kinetochore.